Monodelphis domestica (gray short-tailed opossum) is the source of this 9542-nucleotide messenger RNA. RefSeq lists its product as uncharacterized. Lineage: Eukaryota; Metazoa; Chordata; Mammalia; Didelphimorphia; Didelphidae. Gene Ontology annotation, biological process: regulation of transcription by RNA polymerase II. Gene Ontology annotation, cellular component: nucleoplasm. Gene Ontology annotation, molecular function: DNA-binding transcription repressor activity, RNA polymerase II-specific; RNA polymerase II cis-regulatory region sequence-specific DNA binding. The record is from RefSeq and is a predicted model, not a curated record.
CUAGAAUUCGGUCCACUGGCGUGAAUGAGGAAGCAGCAAAGGACACUGAGAAGGAACAGGCAGUCAGGAGCAGGGAAAGUGGAGGAGAGAGAGAGAAAAAAGAUGGUCUAGUCAACAGCAAAAAAUGCAGAAGAAAAGGCUGAGAAGGAUGAAAACUGAGAAAACACCAUUAGAUUUGACAACUUUGGAGAGAGUCGUUUCAGUUGGGUUGGGAUGAUGCUGAAAGCCUCCAGCAAGCACUUGAGAGGACAGAAUGUAGUCCUUGCAAGCCCCGAGGCUAAUCUGUUUCUUUGCUUGAGCCUGAGCUACAGCCCCCCUUUUCCCUCUUCUAACCCGGAGGCACUGUAACAAGAGAUCCCAACAAGUGGUUGCUUCCAGGAGGUCAGUUCGGGGAAAGAGCAGGAGUCCCAAGAUGCACCGCGUGGGCCCGGCAACAGCUGUUGUGGGCAGUGGGAGACAACUGAAGUCUGAGCCCAAGCGCAGGUGCUGAGGAGACGACUCAACUGGAGCGCAAGCGGAUGGAAGAUAUUCACGAGAAAGCGGGAGCAGCCCAAAACAGCGGCCUGAGGCCCCCCCCUACACACACACACACACGGGGGGACCUGGCACAGUCACCAGCCCCUGGGGCUCGGGACUCCGUGCUCUCCCCGCUGACAGCAGCACGCACUGAAGGAGGGAGGAGGGAGCGUAGGCAGAGAAGAGUCCAGACUGUCCCGAAUUUCUCCGCCCAGUCAUGGAGGGUGGAGGGGAGAAGCUACAGCGUUCUCGGGACCUGGGAAGUAGACGAAAAACCACGGCCAAGGCGACUCCUGUUAAGGUAUCUGUGACAUUUGAUGAUGUGGCUGUGUAUUUUUCAAAGAAUGAAUGGAAGAAACUGGAAUGGUCACAGAAGGAACUUUAUAAGUAUGUGAUGAGGACUAAUUAUGAAACCUUGGUCUCUUUGGAUUAUACUAUUCCCAAACCAGACUUGAUAUGCCAGAUUGAACAAGGAAAGGAACCAGUCUUCAAGAAUCUGGCAAAUUUGGAGACAAGUGUGAGAAUAAUCCAGUCUGGUAGGGAUGAGCUAUCUAAUUCCAACAACACUGAGGAACAGGAAUCUGCUACUGCUGAGCUAUGUAACACAAAUAGUUCUGAGGAACAGGAAUCUGAUGCUGAUGAACUAUGUAACUCCAACAGCUUUGAGAAACAACAAUCUAUUGAUAGAAAUCAGAGAGCUCUGCAGCUAAACGCAAAGGAACACCAUUCAAAUGGUUCUCGAAACCAAUACUUAUCUGGAUCUUCAACACUGAAAGAGAGGGAUGUUUUCUGCAGGCCUGACCAAAGAAAUACUUUGAGAAAUCUCUCUUCCCAAAACUCACAGUCCUCAAUUUCAGAAACUAAUAGCACUACCAGAACCACUGAGAGGGUGGAAGAGGAGAACCCGAGAACUGUCAGUUGCCAGGAAGCCCCCAGUGGGCAUAGAUUCUAUCCUUGCCAUGUAUGUGGGAAAAGCUUCCAAUUCAAAGGUCACUUGGUCAAACACCAAAGGAACCACUCAGACAACCAAUGCCAAUGUGAAAAGUGCAAAAAGAAAUUUAGCAGGCACUCUAGCCAUAGGCAGAAAGGAAAGAACAAGAGAAAAGGAAGGAACAAAAAGCGUUUUGAGUGCAAUGAGUGUGGUAAGAGCUAUUGUCAGAAGAGGAGCCUUACUGCGCAUCAGCUUAAGCACAGGAUGGAGGGUUUCCUUCAAGGAUCUGAAAGGAAUAAGAACUUUACCAGAAGGGUCAACCCAAAGAGGACUGAGCGCACAACCAGGGCAAAUGUCUUCACUUGUAGAGAGUGUGGGAAAAGCUUCUGUCAGGAGUCUUACCUGAGGACCCAUCUAAGCCUGCAUAAGGAGGAAAAGCUGUUCAUCUGUGGUGAGUGUAACAAGUGCUUUUCUUAUCAGUACAAGUUUAUUGAACACAUCAGAGUUCAUACUGGGGAGAAACCCUUCCAGUGCACCAAGUGUGGAAAGAGCUUCCGCCUGAAGGUCAGUCUGAAGAUUCACCUGAGCAUGCAUAAUGGGAUCGAUCCUUACCGUUGUAGUGAGUGUAAAAAGAACUUCGCUUGUAAGUCAAGCCUUGUUAAACACAUCAGAAGACUUCAUAGACUGGAUAGACCUUUUAAGUGUCCUGAGUGUGACAAGACCUUCAAAAGGAAAACCACCAUGAGACUCCAUUAUAGCCUACACAGAGGGGAAAGACCAUUCCCUUGCACAAAGUGUGACAAAUGCUUCAGCCAACAAAUUAAACUCAUUGAACACCUGAGAGUCCAUACUGGGGAGAAACCUUACCAGUGUCCUGAAUGUGGUAAGAAAUUUCGCCUGAGGAGAAAUAUGGUGGCCCACGAAAGUGAACACAGUGGGAUGAAAUCCUUUAUCUGUGGGGAGUGUGGCAAGAGAUUCCUCAUGCAGUACAUGCUCACAGAACAUUUCAGGGUCCAUAGUGGGGAAAAGCCCUUUCAGUGUGGGCAAUGUGGCAAGAACUUUACCCGGAGAACCAACUUGAAUGCCCACAUGCGUAUUCAUACUGGAGAAAAGCCAUUCUCCUGUAGCCAGUGUGGCAAAUGUUUCCCCCAUCAUUCUAAGCUCGCUCAGCACCUUCAAGUCCACAACAAGGAGAAAACUUUCCAGUGUCCUGAGUGUGACAAAAGCUUUCGCCAGAAUAGAAGUCUGAAGGCCCACAUGAGCAAGCACAAUGGGGAGAAGCCUUUCACUUGUAAAGAGUGUGGCAAAAGCUUUGCCUUGCAGCAUGUCUUCAAUGAACAUAUCAGGGUUCACAGUGGGGAAAAGCCCUUCCAGUGUCCCGAGUGUAACAAGAGCUUCUACAGGAAGGCUACCAUGAAGGUCCAUCAGCGCAGACAUAAGCAGAAAAAGUCUUACCCAUGCCCUAAGUGUGAACAAUAUUUUUCCCAGAGGUGUGAACUCACUGAACAUGCCAAAACUCACAAAGAAAAGGCAGCCUUCCAGUGUUCUGAAUGUGACAAGAGCUUCUCUCAGGAAAAAUCUCUGAAAGUCCACGAGAGUCUGCACAAAGCAGGGAUGACGCUUUCCUGUGAUGAAUGCGGUAAGAAUUUUACCCGGAAGUGUGAGCUGAGUAGACACAUCAACAACCAUUGUAGGAAGAAGUUCUUCCAGUGUCCUGACUGUAAAAAGAGCUUUGCCCAUAAAUCAUCCUUGAGGGCACACCACCAUGUACAUAAGAAGGACAGACCAUUCUUAUGUUCUGAUUGUGGCAAGAGCUUCGCUUAUGUGGGUGCAUUCAAUACGCAUACUGCAACCCAUGCCAAGGAGAGAGCCAAGAGUUCCAGGUCAGAGAAGAAUUCCAUGUUACAGAAGAGUUUCAGGUCUGAGAAGAAUUCCACAUCAGAGAAGAGUUCUGGGUCACAGAAAAGUUCUGAAUCAGAGAAGAGUUACAAGUCAGUGGUGAUAGUCAGUAGUGCCAACUCUUUGAAUCAUAAAAGUUAAUUCUAGGUAUAAUUCUAUAACCUAAUGGAAAGCUAUAUGAGAAUGCACACCAUCCAGAUGAGUGGAUAGUUCAGAAGAAAUAAAAGAAUCCGAGAAAUCAUGAAGAGACUUCCUCCUAAAGCCUUACAUUACAGCCUUUCUUUGCCCUCUCCUUUCAUUUGAGAUCACAUUGCUCUUAUUGACUCCUUUAGUGCCUUCUAAAGGUGUAAACAACCAUAUAUGUAUAUGUAUAUAUUUUUAUAUAUAUAUGACACACACUCAUUGACCCUAUCCUUCCAAUGAAUUUCCAUUUCCUAGAAUUCCUUUAUUAAACUUAGCAUGUUCUUUCCCUGGGGAAUAGAUUUAUAUGUAAACAAUAAGAAGGAAUAUAAUAACAUCAUCUAAGUUUUUAGGAUCAUUCUAAGCCUCGAUCAUUCCCUUCAGAGUUGUAGUAAAUUUUUUGAUUAACAUUGCUGAAAACAUUAUGCUAAAAAACAUGGCAGCAAACACACAGUCCUACUUUACUUCAUUGGGGCCUGGGAAAGUCAAGAGCAUUGUCUGUUAUCCAGAAUCCAUGCAAGCAUGGCAUCAGUGACAAUAUUGAUGAAUUCUCUAGGGAACUGAAUUUUGAGACUAUCUUCCACAAGCCUCACAAUCAACAAUAUUAAAGGCUUUGGCCAGCUUGAAGAAUGUUGUGUACAGAACUCUGUUCUGCUCCUAUCAUUUCUCCUACAAUUGUCUGACAGUAAACAUCAUAUCAAUCAUUACUUGGCCUUUCUGAAGCCACACUGGCUCUUGGUAGAGGACCAUUUUCCAGUUGAAGGUUCAGCCUUUCAAGGAGGAUUCUGGCAAGAAUCUUGCCAGCAAUAUCUAAGAGGGAGGAGGACUCUUCCCCGCUGUGAUUAUCACAGACAAUUUUCAUUUAUAGAAAUGAGUAAUGUGGACAUCCUUGAUCUCCUAUGGGAUAAUCUCCUCUUGGCCUAUAAGCUAGAAGAUCUCAAUCAGCUUUUAUAUGUAAAUCUACACCACCACCCCCACUCCUUGAAAGUUGGCUGGAAUGGAAUCAGAACCUGGCACUUUGCCACAUGAGAGGUGCCUAAUGACAUUCAAAAUCUCUUCUUCAGUUGCAAGUUUGGCUAGAGAGGGAUUGAUUUCAACUGGUGUACAGUCAGUGACUUUAAUAUUGAUUGAUGACAGUUUAUUGAGAACACUAAGGAAGUGGUUAGCCCAUAUCUCCAGGAUUCUGUCCUUAUCACUUGUCUUGUAUAACUAAUAGAAUGGAAUUUUUAUCUUGUUACCUGGCAUAGUCAUAUCUGAUAUUUCUGAACAUUUAGAAAACUACUACUUAGUGCUUAAAGGCUUCUUUUUUGACAUAUUAAGAGCAAAUCAAAAUGUUGUCCAAUUCAACAAACAGAAAAGUACCUGAGAUAUGAAUAUACUAAUAUGUAAAUAAAUAUAAUACAAAAACAUAAAUACAAAUAUGAAGAAUAAUAUAAAUAAAAGAAACUAUACCAGGCUCUGGAGUGAGGAAUCAUGACGUAGCAGAAACUGAACUGGAUUUGGAGUCCAAAGAUUGAAUCUUGCCUCUGCCACUUUACUACUCAUGUAACUUUUUGAGCAAGUAUGAAUAAGGGUAAAUUGAGGUCACUUUUGAUCAGUGGUUCUUAAACUUUUUUUUUGUCUCAAGACUCCUUUAUACUCUAGGAUCCCCCACUCCUUGCCAUGAGCUUUUGCUUACAUGAGUUAUCUGUUGAUACUUAUUGUACUAGAAAUUAAAUUGCUUUGGCAUUUAUUAUGAAAAUAGUUUUGACCUUGAAGGCUUCCUGAAUGGGUCACCAACCUCCCAGGGCAUAGGAGCAUAGUUUGAAAACCAUUCGUUUAGAUGAUCUCUUCCCAUAUCUAAAACUAUGAUCCUAUAAUCCUAUAAAUAUGUCUAAGAUUAAUUUUUAAGCCAAAGUGACAAAUAUUAUCUCAGAAAAGGAAAUAAAAAUAGAUUUGUUUAAGAGAAACAUAGAAACCUCUUUAUGCUUAAAGGCAUUAUACAUAAGAAUAUAGAAUGGUAUAGAAAAGGUAAAUUAUAUAAAUCCUAAAUGGUAAGACAAUAAUUCUUGGGACCUUAAAGUGCCUUUCAGACUUAAAAACUCAAAUAAGGAAGAAAUUAGAGGUCUGAACAAAAUAUAUUUUUUUGAAAACUAGAAGUAAUAUGUUUGGUGAUUAAUGAAUGGUGAUCUUUCUGAGUAUACUUGUUUUUCAGCAUUGUAUAUCAUCUUUGCAAAAAACUGAUUAUGUGGUGGAACAUAAAGAACUCAUAAAUGCUGGAAAAACUAACUAGAUGAAAAAUGUCUGUUGUUCAAACUAGGAUAUGUAGUUAGAUGGAUAAUCUUAUAAAAUCUGUCCAUCAAUCUGGAAAAUUGAAAAGAAUACAUUGAACAAGAUAUAUUGUUGUUGGGAAAUUACAAAGUCUUAAUGAUCCAACCUUCUUCCUAAAACAAAUACCAAGUGAUGUUGUAUGGAUGAGAGUCAUGGACAUCUAUAAUCUCCCAAGAAUUGAGUAGACAAUCACCAAAAGUGGACAUGAGUAGGCUGCAAAAUAUUACAAACCAGGAAUUACUCGAGGGAAGUGGUGUAACAGGUGUCAUCAAAGAAAUAUCUAACCAGAGAAAAGAUGAACCAGUCACCUAGCAAGAAGGGACAACCAGAAGAUGAGCCCCUGGGCUCUAUUUUGUAUCCAUAAAAUGGGAAGAAAACUCAAGGAAGGCCCCAGAAUGUUGGAAUCUACUAUUGUUGUACAAUCAGAUCAAUGUUUUAUAAGCUUUUCAGUGGUAAAAUGGUGUAUGCGUGUCUGCUGUAUAUGUUAUAUGUUUACUGGUGUUAAUUGAUUUAGAAGUUAUUGUUUCUUUUCUCAGUAAUUGGUAUAGUCAGAAUUGAGUCACAGAACAUGGGUUUUUGAAUCCAGUUCUUUUGCUUUUCAGCUAUACAGUAUAUGCCUUAGUGUUAUAAUAUGCAAAGUGUUAGAAUUUGAUUCAAUGACCUCUAAAAUUCCUUCAACCCUAAAUCUAUGAUUCUGUAAGUUUCAAAAGAAAUAAUUUUGGUGAGAGAACUUUUCUGGUCAUUCUGAUUAGAGUGGGAAUAAAAGUUCUUUCCAUUUUAUUAUAAAAUCUCAUAUUAGACAAUGUUAUCACACUUUUCUCCCAGUGCCUGGCCAAUAUAAUAUUAGUUGAGAAGGCCACGGUCAAUUUGUACAUUUAAUAUAUGAUUUUGGGUGAAGAGGUUUUUUCCACAUAAGAAAUCAAAGGAUAACUGAAGUUGUGUUUUCUAAACUUAUCUCUCUAUUUUGCAUUUUGUUUUAUUUUAUUUCUUCUAUAGACAUAAUUUUUAUAUUAAUUUUAUGGGUCAGUAAUUUUAAUAGGAUAGAAAAUGGUCUUUGGUUUACUAAUUAGAGCUAUUUCAUGUUUUCUAAACUUAUCACUAUAUUUUGAAUUUUAAUUUUACUUCUAUAGGUAGGAAUGAUUUUAUUUUAUAUUCAUUUGAUGGGUCACAAAUUUUAAUAGGAUAGAAAAUGGUUUUUGGUUUACUAAUUAGAGCUAUCUCAUCAGUUUUGGAAUUCAAAGUUAUAUCAAUGGCAUAAUGGGACACACUGUCAUUGAUGAGAAAAGGUCCCCUAUGUAGGAGUGGGAAUUCAGGGAAUGAUUUGAGUAUUUAGACCAAUGAUCCAAGGAAAGGGAUGAUAAUAGAAGCUAUACUUCCUUUUGGGGAAAAAAAGUGAAAAGUUAUUUCAUUAACUCAGAAGAACAAGAUGUGGCGAGGGAUCAAAAUCCAGAGAACCAAGAGACAAAGGAUGUAGGAUUUCCCUUUCCUCUCCCUUUUUGUGUUUCCAGUAGUUUAUUCUGCAAUGCAAAGGCUUGUUUUUAAAAAUUAGAGAGUUUCUAAUACUUUUGUCCUUCAUCACAAAUGAGAUUGUAUUAGAAAAUUGUUUUUGUUCAUGAUUCCCAGAAAAUCUAAGACCCCUCAACACUGAACUGUGUUUUUAUUUUCCUUUCUAUGGAAAAGCAACUGCUUCAGUUGUUAUGUGGUUGAGAAAUCAGCUUUUGGGGUGGACUCCAUCUUUGCUUGUCCCUUCUCUUCAGUUUUGAUCUGAGGUUUAAUCCUUAGUCUCUAGUUUAGACCUGGGACUUACAAACCUGUGAACUUGUAAGGGAUAUAAUUGGUUCUUUUGUAGUUAUGUGGGUUUCAUUUUAUGCAAUUAAGAAUAUGAUUCUGAGAAGGGGUUCAUAGGUUUUACCAGUCUGCCAAAAGGGUACAUGUUACAAAAAAAAAAUCAAUAAUUCCCUGGUUUAGACUAUCAGCCAGGGAGGAAGUUGUUUUGUUUUUUUUGUUUUUUUUUCAGGUGCUAAGCAGUCAUUUUUAGGGUGGAAAGUUUGACUUUUCUGAUCACGUGCCAGUAUGAAUGAUGAUGGGAGAAAUUAUUUAUUAUGCUAAAAUUAAUCAUAUAUAGAUCUAGUUGUAAUCAUCCACACCCUUGAAAGGAGUUAGAAAGAAAUAAGUAGAUAAUAGAAAAACAUACUCUGUGUUUGCAGGCAGGAAGAACUGACGCUAAAUAGAUUUCUUCAAGAGAAUAAAUUGGAAAAAUGGGCUAGGGAAAAUUGUGCUUGGGAAUCUAGGUCUCACAUCUGACAAUAUAGUGAAGGAUGUUUUUGGAUGAGAUGACUGAGACAAGGAAAUCAAUCAGUAGGCCACUGCAAUUGAUUAGGGGAAAGGUAAGGAGAGCUUGAAAUGAAAUAGUGGCUGUGUGAGUAGUAAGCAGAGGAUGGAUUUGAGAGAUGUCCAUAAAGAUGGAAAUGGCAUGAAUUGUUAAUUGACUGGAUAUGUGAGGGGAGGAGAAGUGAGAAAUUGAAGAUAACACCAAGCAUUCAAAUUUGGGAAAGUAGAAGAACAAUGGUGCCCUAGAUAGAAAUUCCACAGAAGUAGCUUUGGAAGGAAAAAUAACAAGUUCUGCUUUAGACAUACUGAAUUGGAGAUCUCUAUGAAACAUUCAGUUUGAAAUAUCAUUUUUAUUCAAAAAUAUUUUAUUUUCCCAGUUACAUGUAAUAAUAGUUUUUGACAUGUAUUUUCCAAAUAUUUCCUUCCUCUCCUCCCUCCUCUCACUUGGAGACAGUAGGCAAUUUGAUCUGGACCAAAUUUUAAGUAUCUAAUAGACAGUUGAUGCUACAACGCCCUCGGACUUUGAAACAUUCAUAGAAAGAAAAGUAACUCCAGCAUCUUAAUCUCUACAUAGAUAGACCAGUAGAAGGUUCCCAUUUUCCUGCAAGCCUGCACUGAGAAGAAAGCCAUAACCCAAAUGAGUUUCUUGAAUUUUGAUUACAGAACUAAGAUAGACAAUGUAACUGCAAGUGCUCACCCCUGUAUAGGAGAUUUCAUAUAAAAAUAACAAUGUUUGUAUUAACAUAUAUAUUUCUGCUUUGGCAUUUUGAAUUAAAUAUUUAGUAAUGUUUACACAUUUGUACUUAUAUAUACAGAUAAAGUAUAUUGAUAUUUAAAUAUAUUAUAUAAGUAUACAUUAUAGCAUAUAGAGAGUUACACUUUUGCCUGCCUGUUGCAUUUCUAAACUUUUAAAGAGGCUUUGUACACAAGACAAUCACCAAUUGACAAGCCGUGUUAAAUGCCCAUCUUCACAUGUGUGUUAUGAAUGAUAUAUUUCCUAGACUAAUCACAAGCCAGACCAACCCUCUCUAACAAUUCCCAGCCCUCCCCACCUUAUGAUAUCCAAAGACCCUGCAGUAUAGACCAGAAACCAAGAUGAAAAAUUGCACUUUGUUAUAUUAUCAGUUAAAACACUGGCAAAACCAAGAGGGAAGUCAAAACUAGAACUCUAAAAAAAUGACCCCCACAAAAUACAAAAUCAUAAAGGCGGAGCCAUCAUGUAAUCAUGUAUGCUGUGUUACAAAUGUUCUGUGCCUUGUGUCAUGUUUUAUCUUAACUAUGCCUUGUGUCAUGUUUUAUCUUAAUUAAGGACCAGCCACUGUAGAUGUGCAUCCUUGAUGUUUUGCUGAAUUGAAAUAAAGAUUUGGAAAUAUGA